Venturia canescens is the source of this 6461-nucleotide messenger RNA. RefSeq names its product LON peptidase N-terminal domain and RING finger protein 3. Gene Ontology annotation, molecular function: ubiquitin protein ligase activity; metal ion binding; protein binding. Lineage: Eukaryota; Metazoa; Arthropoda; Insecta; Hymenoptera; Ichneumonidae. Bases 1068 to 3416 code for a protein of 782 amino acids. The transcript is spliced from 9 exons. The record is from RefSeq and is a predicted model, not a curated record.
ACACGAAUUCUCCCCGCGGUACGCGCUGCUUCCUUUCGCUGCCGUUUUGAGCCGAGGGUAUCGCCACUAUCGCGUCGAAUUGGGUGUGGAUGGAGCAUAAUAUUCAGGUUCUCCAAAUUCCCGACGCAUACGCGAGCGAAAGAGAGAGCGAGAGGGAGAGAAAGAAAGAAAGGGGGAACGAUGAAGCGGCCGGAGGGAGGGAGCGCUCGGGGCAGGGAGGGAGAGAGAGAGAGAGAGAGAACGAAAACCGCGCGCGACUCGUCGAGAACGCCGACGCUCUGGGCCGCCAGUGUGCCACUGACAGCCGAGACGUCAGUUGACUCAGAGACGUUUGCUCGUACGCCCCUCCAAGCGAGCGAAGCCCGCCCGCGUGCUCGCCACGCAACUGUCAAACGACCCUACUCCGUUCUCGUUUCUAUCACGAUUUUCAUAUUUAUUUAACUUUUUAAUCGCCCGUUCGACGUGCCACUACCGGAAAUAAUUGGGCGAGUUGAAGCUUCUCGGGAAUGAAAUAACUUGGAAUACAGAAUGAAUGACGCGAGUGUACAAUCGUUACGAUUAAAAGUGCAACCCUGUGAAAUUAGCCAAACGGAAUAAUCGAGUUUAUCGGAAAUUUCGAGUGACCGCUUCGUUCGUUUUUUUCUUCUUUUCGGAGAUAACGCGAGUGUCGAAUAUACGCAGUGGAAUUUGGAAAUAGCUGAGAAAUUAUUGGUCGAUUAACGAGAAUGUGCAGCGUUUUCAGUAUCUCGAAAUCAGCGGGAAGCGGCUUCUACCGAGAGGAUUACGUUCGAGCCUAAUUUUCGUCGAGUUGUGUGCCUACCCAGGGACAUGUGCAUCGACGGAUCGAUCUCCGGGGGAAUAGCGCGUACCUCGAUCAAGAGUUUGGAAAAAAACUCGGUGGAUUCGAGGCUCUGAGGAUCUUCUCGAUCGGCUUACCGCGACGAAUUCUCCAAGAAUACACACGUAAAUGCGUAUGAAAAUAUUCGCCUCGGUAGUUAUCGAGUCCAUGAAGAAACACGAGUACGUUAAUAAGAAAAGGAGAAAAGGAAGCGAAUAACCGGGGAAAAAUGACGGAAAUAGCGAAAGAAGCUUUCGCUUCGAAAAACUAUCGGUUAGCCCUCGAGAUUUAUGAGCGUAGCUUAAAACAACAAAAACCAAACAUCGAAACGCUAUUCGGCUACGGUGAUUCCCUGGCACGGUGCGGCAGAGUUCGCGAAUCCCUCGACGUUUAUUCGCGAUGUUUAGCCAUCAGCCCGGCCAGUCCUGAACGACUCCGUCAUUUGGCAACUGCUCUGCUCGAUGAUCUCGACAGUAAGAAAAGUUUGACCACAAGGCGCCGGGAGCAGACCGAUGCCUCGUCAGGCUCUACCGCCUUUUUGUGCACCACAUGCGACGACUGUCUCUAUCAACCGGUCACUUCCAGCUGCGGACAUACACAUUGUCGCAGUUGUUACGAGGCCUCGAAGUUGUGUCGCUCCUGCGGACAAAAAAAUGGACCCAUCGGCGAAACCAACGUACUCGUUCAAAGGCUCGUCGAAAAGUGGUGGCCGACCGAGGCCGAAGCUAGCAGGGCCAGACACGAGGGUGACCUCCUGCUCAAAGAAGGCCAUCCGGGUCAGGCUCUCGAACGCUACAACCUUGCCGUGCAUCUUGUUCCAAAUAGCCCUUUGCAUCUCAGUAACAGAGCUCAUGCGUUGCUCCUACUUCACCGGCCUCAAGCAUCACUGACAGACGCCGACCAUGCGGUACGAUUACGUCCUGACUGGGGCAAGGGACAUUAUCGGAGGGGCAUGGCGCUAUCGGCGCUCGGAAGACACGAAGAGGCGUUUUUCGCACUUUGCGUGAGUGUCGCCAUCGACAGGAAUCCUCAGUCUGUUCGCCAGGAACUCACGAGGGUACUCCAUCGAAUGCUGUCACCGAGUCAAAGACGACAGGGACCAAUUUCCUCGAGAUUGCCUUACAAUAAUCACGUGGAAACGAGUCCAAGGACGAGACGAAAUCGUCACAACCACAAUCAUCAUCAUCACCACCACCACCACCACCACCAUCAUCACCAUCAUCAUCACAAUCACAAUCAUAAUCAACAGCAACAGAAUCUCCACAACAAUCAUCAUGAGAAUCAUCGUCAGAAAAAUCAUUUGCUAUUGCCGUUGAUGAGUCCGAGUCAACGUCAUGGUAGAACUGUAUUGAACACUUCGGAUUGCGAGGAUAAUAGCAGCGGAGAGGAAGAAAUUACUCAGGCGAUUUGUCGGAGACUCUUAUCAAGUCCGAAUCCAAACGACAACGCGAAGUUGCAUUCUACCCUCGAUCGAGUUUAUCAGGAAGUGGAGAAACUGAAGAGAUUAGAACCAAGGCCCAUAAAAACUCUUCUGCCACCUUUAACCGGUGGAAGUGCCUCCGGCGAACUUGAUUGCAUUUUGUGCUGUCGAACUUUGUGGAAACCUGUGACUACCCCUUGUGGUCACACCUACUGCUGGAUGUGUCUCGAUCGUUGUCUCGAUUAUUCCUCAGCCUGUCCACUCUGCGUUACUUCACUCGCCAAUUACUUGGCGAGCAGCCAAAAAACCGUGACGGAGUUUGUUGAAAGAGCUCUCAAGAUCGUCGCACCGGCUGAAUACGCCUCAAGAGCGGCGAAUUAUCGUCUCGAGAUGGUCCAAGGUCUCGGUCUCUUGGGGAGCGAACAAAUCGCUGUUUUUGUCUGCACAACCGCAUUCCCAUGCGUUGCCUGUCCCUUAUUCGUAUACGAACCCAGGUACAGGCUUAUGGUACGAAGAUGCGUUGAAAGCGGAGUCAGACAUUUUGGGAUCGCCGCUUGUCUCAACCGAGAGGCCACCGGCUCCAAAAGGUACGCCGAAUAUGGCACAAUAUUGGAAAUUAAGGACAGAGUUUUGAUGAAGGAUGGCUGCAGUAUCCUCAGCACAGUUGGAGGGAGAAGAUUUCGAGUAAUUUCGGGUGGCGAGCGCGAUGGCUACGACACUGCUCAGGUCGAACUGGUUCGAGACUCGCCCGUGCAGCCCGAGAACCUCGCGAAUCUUACGGAGCUUCACGACAAGGUGAGGUCAAAGGGCAGGAGAUGGUGGUCGACAGUCUCGUCGUUUCAACAGGGCGAGAUCCAACGAGUAUUUGGCAUAAUGCCAGACACCGAGGACGACUGGGCGCGUUUGCCCGACGGUCCGUCGUGGACAUGGUGGUUUCUCGCGAUUUUGCCAUUCGGGCCGCAGCUUCAGGUUGGAAUUCUCGGCACGACGAGUCUCGAGAAAAGGCUCAGAGCAAUUGACAAAACUCUCGAUCAUAUGGAGAAGAGACAAUUGACAAUAGCUGCAGCACCGGCCGAAGAAACGACAACGACCUCGAGCAUAUGUCACGACGAUCGUGCCAUUACCGAGACUGCAUUGUCGGUGGUGCAGCACUCGUAAAUAAUAAAUAAACGAUAAAACAAUGUCAUACAAUAUUUCCAUCGAUAAAAUCUUAUCACCGUUUUAUCGUUUCAUCUAAAAUUGAACCAUUUGCACGUGUUUAGCCUCAUUUAAAGAGAAUGCGAGACAGCAAAUAUCAAUCAUUAGAGUAAAACGAAAAACGAAAAACUUUCCACUAAAAAAGUCGAGAUGAAUAAAUCAUAUUUUUUGUAACUGUCCUUUUAAAAAAAUCGAACUAAAAGUUGUUUGGCUCUCUGUUUAGCGUGGUAACAGAACCAUUUGAAAUUCGAUUUAUCUCAACGACCAAAUAGAUUUCAAUUUUUAUUUUCAUUCAACGAAUUUCGUAAAAAUAGAUCAAACGAAUAUGUCUUUAUUUACUGUAUAAAUAUAUAUAUGCAAAUGGCUCAAAUUCUCUUCAUUCCGAACGACCAAAUUUUCAUGUACAUUUGGUCCUCGAUUCAGGAAGAACGGCCUGUAUUUUUCCUUCGCUUUGGACUACUGCAAUCUUUGUUUUUUUUUUUCUAGAAAAUUAUUGAUACGAUACGAUACGAAUCGAAAGUACGAAAUGAGUGAAUGAUGAUGAAUUCUUCACUUUUUUCAAUCCUUUUCUUGAACCUCUUCUUUUUCUAAAUCACUUUUAUAUCUAAAAUAUACUUCCUGAUAAACUCGUUGUGAGAGUGGAGAUAAAAUAUUGAUGCGAAAAUGAAAUAAUCUCGGACACUUUUGCAUUCGAUAGCCACUAGAGUUCAGCGAAAACGCCUCACGAAGAAGGAUCAGAACGAUUUUCCGAUGCGAAUAUUUCUCGUCAUUUUGACGCGCGUACUUUUUACGAGAUUACUAAAAGACAAACUUAUUCCGAUUGUACCGAAUUUCUACACAAUAUGGAGAUGACACAUAUCUGCGCUGACAAAUCGACGAUAAUGUAGUUUUCUUCUUCGCAAGGCGUUGAUGCUUCUUCCGCUGAUGCAGUACGCAAAUCUGUUCUUCCACGGUUACAUAUUUACAACUUAUCUUUCAAAGAAAUCUUUUUUUUUCUCUCUUUUUUUUUCAUUUCAAUUAAAAUAUAUCUCUACACAUAAAUAUAUAUGUAUACACACACGUUUAUGUAUACAAAUGUAAAGUAGAAAAAAAUUCGACAAGUGUAGACCAAGUGGAGAUGAAUUUCGAAAAAAUUUUCGGGAUAUCGAAGUUUUCUUAUUGGCUCAACUGAGUGUUCGAUUCCAGCUGAGGAAAAAGAGAACAUUUUCAUUGAAAGCUGUCAAAAAAUGGUGAGAAUAAAAAAAAAACAAUUCGGGAGGAUUUUGAAAAAUAAAUUAAUAAAUUUGAACAGAAAAGUGCAUAUUUUUAUGGAUAGCUUCGGACGCUGAAAUAAUAAAACGGGAGUAAGGAGCGCGAGGAACUUUCAGUUGGCAGGUGAAAAAAGUGUUUACAUUUGUAAGUUUUUUUCUACUUUCUGAAAUCCGCGAAGCGAAGCGAGCGAUUUGUAUUGAUUGCAGACAUUCUCACAAUGCGAAUGUCGCGUUUCGGUCGUUCGUGUGUUGUUUUUUAGUGCAUAUAAGCCGCAAAUUUUGCCAAUGAAGGAACGAAGUACGAAUCAUUGAGCGAUCGAUCGAUCAGCUUAGAUUCUCAACCACAACGACGCACUUUCCGUAACGCCAGCUCUGUCAAUCUCUUUUACUUCUAUUUUAUAAGAAAAAAGUUGAAAAGAAAUCGAUAAAAAACAACAACAAUAAAAUAUAAACAUAUUUCCUUACCUUCAAUUCCAUCGCCGAUAAGACUUCGCACGUACACAGCUCUAGCGUCUAGUAAUUUAUUCAAACGUGAUGACAAUCGUGAGACAGUUAUACGAAAUGUUAGGCCGAAUUGUUAGUCGAAUGGGGAAACAUCAUAUCAAUCAUGAAAUUGUGAACGUCUCAAAGGAGAAAUGGCAGGAUAAUAGUUUGGCUGAUUGUCGUUGGAAAUUACGUCAUUAAUGUGUUUUUGACAUCACAACGUUAAAGGUUUAUUACUAUCGCGAAUAGCUGACAAAUACUUAUCUCUAAUUAAACUCUCUCGCGAUUGUCCCCUCGAUUCUCUUCUCUAAACUCUAAAUAUCGAGAUGAAUGUUGAAAUAAAUAUACAUUUAUAUAUACACAUACAUUUUUUCUCUGAGGAUACAUGAAAAAGGACGGGAAGAAAAAUAAAUUUGUAUACACUUAUUUAUUUAUUUAAUUAUGCACGCGUAUAAGGCAAACAAAAUUGAUUCAAGCAAUACGAGAUCAGACACUAUUUAUGUGUAUGUAUAAAUGAAUAUACGUCUAUACACUAUUUUCUAUUCUCUAGACUUUUACGAAGUUACGAAUCAUGCAUUGUGAUAUUACUCUAUAGCCUUCCUUACAAAUUGUUACGACGAUUUUACGUGUGAGUAUAAGUUAUUUCACGCCAGCUCAUUCCCAAAACCUCUUCAAAUUUGAAAAAUUUUAUUCGUCGUUUAUAACAUUCGGUUCUAAAAUAAAAGUUACUUUGGGAAUAUUUUUUAGUGAUUGUGGAGAUUUGUAGGAAUACGAGGAUCCAAGAACAUUGAAGGGGACCGGAUUAUCGAGAUUCUUUUCAUAGUCAUCAUAGUUCAGAUGGAUUUUUCCGACCAAUUAUUUAAUUUGUGGUAUUUUUACUUAGUCUGGAAAUACGAAUGAUCUUCGCUAUAAAUUGGGAAAGUAUUUUUCAAUAUUUUGUUCCCAGGGUGAAAAUGGAGCCUUAAUUUUAAAUGAUUCGAAGAUAACCAAUUUAAUUAUGCUCUUGGGACACGUUCAAAAAUGGGAGGAGAGUGCCGCUGGCGUGAAAUUUCUUGUACGUCUACACGUGUAUGUUCAUGAACAUCAUAAUAUGGAAUAAUGAUAAUAACAACACUGUUCACAACUAUCAUUAUAAUUACUACUAUUUUUAAGCAUAAAAAUCUGUACUAGAUAUGUAAUGCCAUUUGACUUUCCAUUUUUACUUCGACAUUUCUAUAUUUAUCUUCAUCUCACCAUAUCGAAAUAUAUUGUAAUGAAAACAUUGUGAAAUCAA